Messenger RNA from Mesorhabditis belari, 879 nucleotides. The record is from the annotation of a GenBank genome assembly. Lineage: Eukaryota; Metazoa; Nematoda; Chromadorea; Rhabditida; Rhabditidae.
AUGGGUGGCUCGGCGAGUCACGUGUGUCAUAUGGGGAGUAUUUCUGACAAUUGCCCCACAUCGCCGCCGAAAGCGCCUCAAUCGAGGAGAACGAUAAGACAGGCAUCGGCAAGCUAUGUCACUGGGCGCCGGCACUCUUCGGCUUCGGCCACUGGGGAGCAGGGACCGCCGCGGAGAAAAAUCUCUUCCCGCUUUGGAGGAGGUCGGGGCGUGGCCUGGGGCCUCGCAUCUGGUCGCAUACACGCGAUGAACGCCCAGCUCAUCCAACUGCAUUGUGCUAAUGGAGAGCUUGUAACCACACCGGAUACCAUUACAAAGGCACCACGUCUUGUUGACCCAAAUUAUUUGGAUAAAUCCGACAAAGACAUCAUUCUUCUCAUUUUGAAUGCAUUGAGAAGAACGGAGCCAAGACUUAUUGUACCCGAUAACUUUGAUGAUUGGCAAACGUUGAGAUUUGAACUACGCCGUUUGGGACUCGACAAAAUGGCCUCGAUGGAUGCAAGCCCACACACGAUUACCCUAUCUUGUCAAGCAGCACUUUCAAUUGGGCGACUAAAUCCAGAAGUCACUUUCCGAAAGGUUGUUCGUAUUGUCGUUUGUGGACGAGUGGCAAUUUGUCGGGAUGUUUUUGAAGAGCAGUUAAAUGAAGCUCGUGAUGGUGAUGCUGCAGAUGACAAAUACACGUCGCGUUUCUUUCUCAAGCACUCACAACUCGAGAGAGCUUUUGAUACUUUGGCAUUGAAAGGCUUUCGAAUGGUUGGUGCGUCGACCUUUGCACCACAGGUCCCCCAACCAGGCGAUGAAACUACUUUCUUACAUCACACACAAUACGCUUUCACCCGAAUUCCGGGGCAAGUGCCAAUUUUCAAGGACACUAAC